Molecule: messenger RNA, 6997 nt
Organism: Vespa crabro (European hornet)
Lineage: Eukaryota; Metazoa; Arthropoda; Insecta; Hymenoptera; Vespidae
Product: disintegrin and metalloproteinase domain-containing protein 10-like
Exons: 17
Coding region: 3560-6574 (1004 amino acids)
Biological process (GO): membrane protein ectodomain proteolysis; Notch signaling pathway
Cellular component (GO): plasma membrane
Molecular function (GO): metalloendopeptidase activity
Source: RefSeq, a predicted model, not a curated record
CGGCUUUCAGUGCGCCGAGCGCGCUCCGAGCGAAUAGACGUGCGUGUUCUCGACUUAAAAAGACAUUCCUUAUCACUUUCGUAAGCUCUUUCGCGUAAGGACCUCGCGUGAAAUCAGUUUUUCCACGUGACGUGAAAAACUAUUACGCUCGCGGUGUUCUAGCGAUUAUUAUUAUUAUUAUUAUUAUUAUUAUUAUUAUUAUUAUUAUUAUUAUUAUUAUUAUUAUUAUUAUUAUUAUUAUUUUCUCGCUUACUAUCUUGUCCUCUUUCUAUCUUUCUUUCUUUCUUUUCGAUCGAUUUUUCUUUUUCUUUUCCUUUCUUUUCCUUUACCAUUCUUUUAUCUUCAUUUUAUACGAACGCAACGCCAAAAUAGAAUAGAAGAAUUUAGAUAUGGAGACAGAUAGGGAGAGUGUCCUUUUGUUUUUAUAAGAAAGAGGAAAAAAAAGGGGGAACAAAAAAAAAAAAAAAAAAGGAAAAAGAUGUUAAACCGUCGUCUACGUCUUUCUUUUUUUCAAUUCUCGCGUAUUCCAUUCUCAUCGUAAAUCAUAAACACGAAGAUGAAAUAACACGAUGCCUAGUGUUUAUAUCGUGAUAAGAUUAUAUCCUUUUUUGUGACGAUACUUCUGCCGAAUUUAUCGAGAGAAAUAAAGACAGAGACACGAGGUGUUCGAUACUUCGUCGACUUUUUCUACGCAAGGACCCAGCGGGCAUCAGAGAACAGAGAAAAAGAAAAAAGAGAAAAAGAGAGAGAGAGAGAGAGAGAGAGAAAGAGAAAGAGAGAAAGAAAGAGAGAGAAGAAUAGACAUAAAAAUAAAAGGAAAAGAACGAGGAAGAUAAUGGGGGGAUGAUUUGGAGCUUUGUCAUUAAAGGAAACGACAGUGUUUUAAUAACGGCCAGUGGGAGAGGUUCUGGUCCUUUUCAAAACUAUACGAGGAAUUCACGAGGAUUAAGUUGACGUUGAAGGGAACCUAUAUACGUAUGAAAUAGAGAAAAAGAGAGGGCAAGAGAGAGAGAGGGAGAGAGAGAUAGAGAGAUAGGGAGAGAGAGAUAGAGAGAGGAAGAGACAAAGAGAGAAAUAAAUAAAAAGAAAAAAAAAAAAGAAAAAAGAAACAAAAAAGAAAACGAAAAUCAAUUGAUCGUAAGAACAUAUAAAGAAUUAUCGAGGUAUUAUUAUAACGGGCACGUGAAAUACGUAUCAAUGGAUAGAGCAACGUCAGGGAAGCUCGAUGAUAUAGAGAUCCCUUUGAUGCGAAUGGUUUCUCUGACUAGAGCCAGGGGCAGACAGUCCGUUGGUUCGAACGUAAUUUCGUCCUGGGUAGAAUAUGUCGGAUAGAUCCCAAGGACAGAGAAACGAGAAAAUAUAUAUGUAUAUAUAUAGGAAGGGUCUCACCUUUAAUAAGUGAAUCCCACGAGAAAUUAACGACCACCUAUGAAUCAGGAACGAGGGAUCAGCGAGUAAUAGUGGUCGUUGUCGUUGCUCGUAAUCCCAAGGAACAAGAUUACCUUGUUGGUGAGAGAAUACGUUCUCCUUGGCCGACUACGACGAUGGAUGGAAUCGAAGUGGUUAUCUAAUAUAACAUCUUAAAUAAUAAAUUGGAAAGGGAGAGAGAGAGAGAGAGAGAGAGAGAGGGUGAAAGAGAAAAAUAAAGGGAAGAUACGUAAAGAAGAAAAAAAUAAAAGGAGGUGGAGAAGGUGGGUCUUGGAAGGGUACCUUCGAAAAAUGUCACGUAUUUUGAGAAUACGCGCGAGAACGCGUCGGAAAUGACGGCCAACGUUUGGAUUGUCAUAAUUGAUAUUUUAUUAUCUCUCUCUCUCUCUCUCUCACACCGUCUCUCUCUUUCUAUUUCAUUCUUUCUUUCCAUUAUUGGCGUUCUCGAUGAACGCGAAAAUCGAAAGUAAAAUCCGUGGACGAGAGAGAAACGGGAAUAAGGGGAAAGGAAAUACGUAGGUACCGCAAGUAAAGCUCGUAGGAAAUUCAAGAACGGAGGGCCACGUAAAACCACGUCAUGGCGCUCUGACGUUACCGUGACAGGACUCGGAAAUGGCGAUGCUCUGAGGAUAGCACGUGAAGAGAGAGAGAAAGAGAGAGAGAGAGAGAGAGAGAGAGACAGACAGAGAAAGAGAGAGAGAUAUAGUGAGAAAGAGAGAAAGACAGACAGAAAGACAGACAGACAGAGAGCAUACGCGUGCUCAACUAUGUGUGUUCGCCAUCACGUCGGAAACGUUGCUGCUGCUGCUACUGCUACUACUGCUACUACUGCUACUACUACUACUACUACUACUACUGCUGCUGCUGCUACUGCUGCUGCUGCUGUUGCUGCUGCUGCUCGUGAUUAGCAGUGAUCCUCGGUAUAAUAGUAAACGUCCGUGUCUGUUCGGACCGAUUAUCUCACCUGCAGACAAUUAGACGGGAGUCCUCAAGUGAUUAAAGACGGAACGAGUGUGUUUUUAGGGUGGGACAGGUGGGAGGGAGGAAAAACGAAUGAACGAAUGAACGAAUGAACGAACGAACGAACGAACGAACGUACGUACGUACGGCCGACAUAGAAGAGGUAAGAGCAGAAGGAAAGGAGACAACGAAGAGAAAAGAAAUAAAUAAUAUUUUCAAGAAUUCGAAAGGAUAAAAACGAAGAUACGAAAGCCCAAGAUACGAAGAGUAUGGAUAUUGAUUUUAUGAAUAAAAGUGUAUUAACGAAGGUUGAACGUUGAUCGUAAAAAAAAAAAAAAGAAAAAAGGAAAGAGAAAAGAAGAUAAAGAAUGAAAAGAAUGAAAAGAAUGAAAAGGGAUGAUAGAGUACGUAAAGAAAAUUCGAGUGAUUAAAAAGAACGUAUUUCUUCGAUUAUACAUUAUUUAAUAAUCGUUAGCGAUAAUAUCGAUCGAUCGAACGAAUAGGUUAUACUAUUACAAGUAUAGUAACACCUAGUCAUGCGGUUGGUUAGUUCAGCUAAAGGACAAUCGGCUUUACUACUUGUCGAGUAAUAGUCAGGGGUACGUUGCAUGGUCGACGGGAUCACCGCGGUCCAAAUGGAAAGCUAAUAGUCACGCGUUUGUCGUGCAUGCUACGUGAAGUGUUGGUGUUAGUGGUGGUGUUGGUGGUGUUGAUGGUGGGAGUGGUCGUGGUGGUAGUAGAAGCAGCAGAAGCAGAAGCAGAAGUAGAAGCAGCAUCAGCAGUAGAGAUAGUGGUUACUUCUUCGUCCGAUCUUCGGCGACGGCGACGAUGACAACGACGACGACGACGACGACGACGACGACGACGACGACGACGACGACGAAGAAGGUGGCAAAGAGAGAACGAUAAAGUGGGCGGUUACGAGGAGUCUACUGAAACGGGAGCUUGUUCCCGUGGAUAGAAGAAGGAAAGAGAAUAAGAGAAUUGAAACUCUGCUAGAACGUGCUGGAAGAAGAAGAGAACAGCGGUGGGAAACAACGGUCGUGAGGAGGGUAGAAGCAGAAGAAGAAGAAGAAGAAGAAGAGGAGGAGAAGGAGGAAGAGGAGAAUACGAGGGCGGCCACGAGGGAAAGGGACUUGAACGUAGAGAAGUUUCCGUCUGUCCGAAGUGGAUGGGGGUGAAAAUGUUCCGAGUGUUGCUGGCAUGUGUCUGGCUGGUUGCCGGCAGCCCGUUACAUCCCUGGCCGCUAAUACCCCAAAGAGCCAGUAUAACCAGAGACAGUUACAUCAGACAUUAUAGUCCAGCGUGGUAUGAUAUUGCAGCACUGAGGGAACAUCGAGCAAGAAAUCGUCGUGACACUUCGAGUUCCGGUCGGUCAAAGGACGCAACGUUGAAUCUACGCCUUCGCGCUCUCGACAGAGAAUUUAAGAUGAGACUUGUAAGAGACACAAGCCUUUUCCAUGAAGAGACAACUUUCGAAGGAUCGAACGACCGAAAUAUUGCCUUCGAUCCUUCCCACACGUACAGCGGCACGUUGGAGGACGACGAAAAUUCAUUGGUCCAUGGUAUCGUCACUACUGAGGGCCUAUUCGAUGGGACAAUAUUUACAGCCUCCGAUGAGAUUUACAUCGAACCUGCCAGCAGAUAUUCAUCCUCAUCCUCGGAUUGUCAUCGAUUGUCUUUCGAUAAUGACAAUCAUUGUGGAAAUAAAUCCGAUGAUCUACGUCAUCAUCAUACGAUCGCAUAUCGCUCCAGAGACGUCUCCGUUUUACCAACCCAAUCGUGUGCCAGCGAAGAACUUUUUCAUCAAAACGAUCAUAAUCGAUCGAGGAACAGCAACGAGACGGGAAAGAACGGAUAUAUUCUUGCUGGUGGCACAAUGCGACCGUUUUAUCAGCACGUAAACGAGGGGACGAAUCGUGCGAAGCCAGGAUUCUAUCCGAUGGAUGCUAGGAAGAAGGACCCCAUGGCGAGUUCCCAUAAUCUCGAGCUUCUCGACAAAUUGUACAGAGAGAGAUAUUCACGGAUCUUAAGGAAGAGAACGUCAAUCGAUCCAAAGAAGACUACUUGCAUGUUGUAUCUCCAAGCGGAUCAUACGUUCUUCGAACAUUACAAAUCGGAAGAGGCGUGCAUAGAAGUGAUGACUCGUCAUGUACAACGUGUAAAUUCAAUUUACAGACACACAGAUUUUAAUCAGGAUGGACAACCGGACAAUAUCAGUUUUAUGAUAAAACGCGUUAAGGUUCACGGAGAGGAAGCAUUGCAUGAUCCAUCCUAUAGAUUUACGGGUGACUACGGAGUCGAGGAAUUCCUCGAGCUAUUUUCCGAAGAAGAUUACGACGCAUUUUGUCUUUCCUACAUGUUUACCUAUCGUGAUUUCGAAAAGGGUACGCUGGGCCUCGCUUGGACAGGUGAUCUCAAGAACGCAGGUGGAGUUUGCGAGAAAAAUGGGCAUUAUAGAGGUAGCAUGAAAUCUCUCAACACUGGCAUAAUCACCCUACUCAACUACGGGAAGCACGUACCACCGACGGUUUCUCACGUUACCCUCGCACACGAGAUCGGCCACAAUUUUGGAUCUCCUCAUGAUCCGGACGAGUGCUCACCAGGCGGAGAGGAUGGGAAUUUCAUAAUGUUCGCAAGGGCUACGAGUGGCGACAAGCGAAACAACAAUCGAUUCAGUCCGUGCAGUCUCGUCUCCAUAAAUCCUGUCUUAAAUGCCAAGGCUCGUUCAUCAAAAGGAUGUUUCGCUGAGCCUCAGUCGGCCAUUUGCGGAAACGGCGUGGUGGAAGAGGGUGAGGAGUGCGAUUGUGGAUGGGAGGAGGACUGCAAUGAUCCUUGUUGCCACCCUCAACGGCUCCAUCAUGUCCCUCAUGAGAUACCUUGUCGCCUUGCCGAUGGCGCAGUUUGCAGUCCCAGUCAGGGACCGUGCUGCACGUCGGCUUGUACUUUACGCAGCGGGGACAAGUGCAGGGACGACAACGGAUGCAGGGACGCGAGCUUUUGCGACGGCCGAGGUCCCCAGUGUCCGCCAUCCAUCAACAAACCCAACAAGACCAUAUGCAACGAGGAGUUCGUCUGCUACAUGGGGGAAUGCACCGGCAGCAUUUGCCUGGCUUACGGUUUGGAAUCCUGUCAGUGUAUCGCAGGACCAGAGGAUCCACCGACCAAGAGCUGUGAACUCUGCUGUAAAUUACCAGGAGAGGAUCAACCGUGCUUAUCGUCCUUUGCUUGGAACUCAGCUCCUUACGAUAUACCAGACAUGCUUUCAAAACCUGGUACACCUUGCAACGACUACAAUGGUUACUGCGACGUUUUUCAAAGAUGCCGAGAGGUUGAUCCAAGUGGCCCUCUGGCCACCUUGAGAAGGCUUCUUCUAUCUGAUGCAAGUCUUGCUAACUUUCAACGAUGGAUUAUCGAUCGUUGGUACAUAGUUGCCUUGAUGAUUCUCCUUCUGUUAUCCAUAUUGUGCGUGGUUACGAGGCUGCUAAGUAAACGACGAGUUCCACGUAUGAAAAUUCUUUCAACGUCACAGGAAACACGAGAGGAGAUCGUAAGAAGGGAAGAAUCUUUGUCAAAAGAUCAUGCAACAUCAAACGUUGCUAAAAUACGAUCGAUGAACAUUUCGCACAUCAAAAAGCGUAUAGUCGAGACUAUGAAAAGCAUCGUAUCGCCGCGUGGUAAGAGAAACGACGAGGAGUCCUUGCGGGCGAGUACCUGUAUCUCCAGGAUUCUACGUAUUUUAGAAAAGGACGCUACUCGAGCGGUCGAUCGUUCGGAAAAGCAGAGCUUGAACGAGAUCGAGGAGGUGGAAGGUAAAAGGAGGAAAAAUAGAACCGAGAAGAGACGAGAGAAAAGGAGAAAAGAAAUGGAAGAGGAAGAAUUAAAGAAAAAAGAAAAUAGGAGAAUACUUCUUCCUCGUGUCGAGUGCCAGAUGAACGAGAAAAAUCUGGGAAGAUGGCGGAGAAUCUCUUUCCUUCUAUCGGGAAGAACUAUUCCAAGGAACUUGACUUCCUCGGAGGCAAAGAUAACGGCAAGCUCGUACAACGUUGAAAGCGGAGUUUGUAAAAAUUCGACGAAUUAUCAGAGCGAACCAUUGGUUGUGCCGGACACGCCCGAUACGCCGAUCGAUACAGUCGAAGGAAGAAUGCAAACGUCAGAUUUGACGGUCCUCUUACCGGAAAGUUAGUCGUGGGAUAUUUUUCUUUUAUUCGACUUCUUUAUUACAUUAUUGAUGAACUGCAAAGUCGAAUAUAAUAGUGUAUCUCUGAAGAGCUUGUAAAUAUUGUAUAUAUUCGUCAAAUCGAUUAGUAUAUAUUCGUGUCGAUCGUAGAACAAAGCAUCUAGAAUUCAAAAUAAGAAUGAUGAUGAUGAUGAUGAUGAUGAUGAUGAUGAUGAUGAUGAUGAUGAUGAUGAUCGAAUAAUCUGGAUAUGAAUGAUUCGUAUUUUAAUCGAGUAUAGAAGCGGACCAAUCGUAGAGGAGGUCGUCCCGAAGUUUAGUGUCGGUGUAUGUAUGCGUUUAGAGGAAUGUAUAAGCAAUCUCGAUCAUUAUUGUAAAAAAAAAAAAAAAAAAAAAAGAAAAAUAUAAAUCAUAUGCUACAAAUUCACUAUA